CUUCUUCUGAGUCUUUUAGUUUAAUAUUCCGUAUUAAACUCUUAAUCAUAAGUUAAGCAUAAUCUUUUGUGCAGUGUGCCUUGUUUCUGUGUUCUCCAGAGGAUUCAAAAGCUCAUCUCCCACAUACGAAGAAGGUGAUAGACCCGAUGCUGCUUGCUCGGUUACAUUACAUUCUCUACAACUACAACUAACGUCGGUUUGAUUACAUUAUAUUGGCUUUAAGUGCAACUAAUUUCGGCUCAAGUACAUUCAUUCCCUAUAAGUGCAACUAACUAGGAAUAAUUAAUUUUUAAUACAUUUAUUACUUUGAUGAGUUCCCAACCAACAUGAUAACCAGAGUCAACAAACCAUUAUCUCCAACAAAAGUAAAUUAAGAAAAAGAAAAAGAGAAGAACAAGAAAAAGUAGAAAAGGGAAUGCUCCCCCAAUGUCUUCCUGUUUUCCUCUGCUUUUCUUCAAGGAAUCUUUCGGCUUCUUGAAGAAUUAUAGAAGACAUAAACUCUCUUUGUUUUACUUGCUCUUUAAAAGCUUUCUCGAGCUCUUGUUUUCUUUAAAAAUCUCUCUUAUAUGCUGGUUAAUCUGUAUUAGAACUACAGUCUCCCUCCUUUCCAGAUCAAACACUUCUAAUAUAUGUUAUAUACUUUCAGGUAUUUUCUUAAGCCUUUUUUUUUGUUUUAUAUCAAAUUUUUCGGGUUAAUUAUGGUACCAUAUUCUACUGAAUUUCCUUACAAACACUUCCUGUUUUGUUUGAUUUGUUCAGUUUGUUACUAGUUAUGGUUGGAAUUAUAUAGUGGAGAGUACAAUCGAGUACUGAAAUUUUUGUUUUUAAUUUUAUAGCUAUGGGGUCUUUAAAUAGCCCAGAAAUUUUGGUUCCUUAUAUAAACACUAGAGAUUGCUCACAGGGCUUUUGUAGUUUAAACUGCCCUCAGUGGUGCUAUGUUAACUUCCCACCUCCACCGCCUAUUGAAUUCCCUGAUGAAAAUUCAGUACCGAGCUUUUCACCUCUAGUGAUCGCGAUCAUAGGAAUUCUUGCGAGUGCUUUCCUCCUUGUUAGUUAUUAUGCCAUAAUUUCCAAGUUCUGUGGGAGUAUUGAUUCCACGAGCAGAGAAAUGCAUGACUCCACUGUGGAAUUAGAAGAAAAUCACGACCCUUCAAACCAUGAGCCCUGGCAUUCUUCUAAUGAUGGUUUAGAAGAGGUUCUGAUCAAGUCUAUUACAGUCUGCAAGUACAGAAAAGGUGAUGGCUUGAUUGAAGGAACUGAUUGCUCUGUAUGCCUAAGUGAGUUUGAAGAAAAUGAAAACCUGAGGCUCUUACCAAAAUGUAGCCAUGCUUUUCACGUCAAGUGCAUUGAUACAUGGCUUAGAUCACACUCGAAUUGCCCUCUUUGCCGUGCUAACAUUGUUCAUGUUAGUACUUUCACAGUUCAACCACCUCUACCAGUGUCAGAAAUUCCUAUGGAACAUGAAAUUCAUUUUCCAGACCACAGAGAAUCUGACAUAGUAGAGGAUGAUAUUGGAGAAGAAGAGCUUACUCAAGGCGAUGAAAUCCCUAAAACUCCAACCAGAGCUGAUAGGAAUUUGGGAAAUUCUGCAAAUAGAGAUUUCAUAAUUGAUAUAAGAGAAGGUGAAUACCAACAAGUUAGAAGAUCAGUAUCGAUGAAUAAUUUAUGUCAAACCCGAGUUUCAAUAGCCGAUGUCAUAUGCCUUGAUCAUGAUGAAGAGGCUAAUGAGUUCAUGUACGAGGAUGCUGGAUCGUCAAAAAAGCCGGUAGCUGAAUUGAGCAAAUCUAGCCAUAAAAACAGAGGUCUGCACUGUGCUACAGAUCCUGCUGCAAUAAAAAGAUCAUUUUCCAGUGGAAGAUUCUUUUUUCCUAAAUGUAGUAGAGAGCAAUUUAUAGUAAGUCCAUUAUGAUGUUAGCUAUUUAUAUUUCGAAAUAUUGAUUUUUGGUGGUACUGAGAGUUUAAAGAGUUCAUGAAACAUUCAAAGAAUUAUGAAUUAUGAGUGUAUUGCAUGGAUAUGUUAUAUAUAGUGUCUGCAUUUUCUUUUUGACAA
Daucus carota subsp. sativus is the source of this 2050-nucleotide messenger RNA. RefSeq names its product E3 ubiquitin-protein ligase Os04g0590900. The transcript has a single exon. Bases 839 to 1909 code for a protein of 356 amino acids. Gene Ontology annotation, biological process: protein ubiquitination. Gene Ontology annotation, molecular function: transferase activity. Lineage: Eukaryota; Viridiplantae; Streptophyta; Magnoliopsida; Apiales; Apiaceae. The record is from RefSeq and is a predicted model, not a curated record.